Messenger RNA from Dreissena polymorpha, 1460 nucleotides. RefSeq lists its product as uncharacterized. The transcript is spliced from 7 exons. The coding region runs from base 116 to 1258 and encodes 380 amino acids. Lineage: Eukaryota; Metazoa; Mollusca; Bivalvia; Myida; Dreissenidae. The record is from RefSeq and is a predicted model, not a curated record.
AAUCCUCCGCAAGCAAUAAAUUAUGGAUUAUGGAUUAUGCAAUAAACUGUCUGCUAUCCGUAGUUAAGGAAAAUUACGAACACAUAACACCGCAUUGGAUAAUUAGUCGCGUAACAUGGAGAACGUUCGAAAUCAAAAUAAAAAUAGAGGCAGUGAUGGGCCGGAAAACGAAUCUAUACAGGAUGUGAAGUUCACCAGACAUGACACAACACAAAAGGAAAUGGAACAAGAGAAGUUAAACAUACGAGAAGAAAAUACUGAUCUGAUCUGUGAAAUUGCAGACUUAUGUAAACGACCGGACAGAACAGGUCCAGAGGUUAUUCUGCUUCUUGGAAGCGUCGGUGUAGGAAAAAGUGCAAUCGUAAACACCAUCAUCAAAGCAAUGACGGGAAAACAUUACCACAAAGCUAAAACUGGUCGCGGGAAUACGGCAUCAAAAACGCUUGCAUUUGAAUGGUUUGGAAACUGUGGAAUUGAGAAGUAUGAGCUGCAAGGUUUACAAAAAGAAGCAUUUUCGGAUUGUCUGAACAUGUUGCCUAACAUAUUUGACGUACCAGGGAUGGGCGAUCACUACUUAAGAGAGAAUAUCGAGUUACUCGAGGCAGUUAUUGAAGGUUACAUUCCUCCUGGAACAUCGGUUAAGUCCUUACAAAAGUUGCAGAAAGAUUACGGUGUAGGUUGUCUAAAGAAAAUUUACCCGAAUAGUAGCAAGGAAUGGGCGGUAACACGAGUUGUGUUUGUUGCAAGUGCCGAUCAAUCUCUUCCGACUGCAUUAGCCGAUAUCGUCCGCCGUUUACUAGAUCCUCACGACCAGGCAACAGGACAUUUCAAAUCAAAUAUUGACCUGUUCGUAGUUAUCACAAAGUGUGAUCUGGUGGAAGGGUUCAAUACUUCUGGCACAACAGGAGCGAACAUGAUUAAACAGGACACGUUUAAGAAGAUGGAGAAUGAAGUUGCCGAUGUGUUUAGUAUAGGCGGUGCUAUGGAACAAAACAGCAUUCGAUGGCAGAGCUAUGUGGACGGCCGAUGUUUGGAUGAUACGUACAUCGACAACAUAGCUCUCAAGUUCGUGAGGCAGAUGAUGUUACCGAGACGUAAGAGACAUCAGGUGGAGACUGAUAAAUCGGCUUUGCUUACACCACAACAGAGGUUUUUAUUAAAACUGACAUAUGUGGUAAAUGGGAUGGAUCCGUGUCAGAAAUUUGCACUUGUGGCCGUUAUUAUGUUGUCUUUGUUUGUUUAUUUUGUCAUCGCCUAAAAGUCAGGUCAAAAUUCGACGGUAAGAAAACAUUAAAGUUAGUAGUCCAAAUGGUCGAGAGUAAUUUUCCUUCUUUUUCAAGUAAAGUUACGUGUCCGAAAUGUCUACAGAUAGACGCUCAUUCACUACUGUGUAGGCUCAUCUUCAUUUAGCGCUCAUCUAAGUUACGCUGAUUGAAAUCAAUCUCCAAGCAGUGGUGUCG